Trichomycterus rosablanca is the source of this 868-nucleotide messenger RNA. RefSeq names its product interleukin 11a (gene il11a). The record is from RefSeq and is a predicted model, not a curated record. Gene Ontology annotation, biological process: positive regulation of MAPK cascade; positive regulation of cell population proliferation. Lineage: Eukaryota; Metazoa; Chordata; Actinopteri; Siluriformes; Trichomycteridae. Gene Ontology annotation, cellular component: cytoplasm. The coding region runs from base 1 to 600 and encodes 199 amino acids. Gene Ontology annotation, molecular function: growth factor activity; cytokine activity. The transcript is spliced from 5 exons.
AUGAAAUUGCUGCUCGACUCCUCCUCUUUGCUGCUCCUAUCUGUCCUAUUGGCUCAGCUGCCGCUGUUUACGUCGGCGUUUCCCGCCCAUGCGAGACGAAUCCACACCGAUUUUGACAAGCUGACCAAUCAGACGAGGCACCUGCAGAGGCUGACGCACGACCUGAUCAAUGCCCACAAGACUGAUGAUGCAACUCAGGAACAAUACAAGUUUAAGUCUCUUCCAUCCAUUAACAGCAGAGCAAAUGACCUCAGCUCACUGGAGCUGAAGUCUACACUCUCUCAGCUCCAUGCUGACCUCAAAUCCUUCGAGCAUCAUUUUGAGUGGCUAAACAAGGUGACACAGAAGCAUCAUCACUCCUUAACAUCAAAGCUGGCCGAAAUCAUUUCCCACAUUAAGAGCCUCAGUAGUUUGCUGCACCGGCAGAUGCUGCAUGUAGAUGCCCCUCGGAUUCCCGUACCUUCUCCCUCUCUCCCUUCACAACCAUUGACCCAGUGGGACAUGAUUCAGUCAUCACAGGUGCUUCUUCAAAGGUUUAGGCUUUUCUGUGAUUGGGCAGCACGUGCGUUCCUCAGCCUCAAGUCCAAAACUCAGGUGUGAGGGCCCUCAUCAAUCCCACAACCAAUCCUAACCAACAGUCUCUACACUACAGCCAGUGGCAUUCUUCUAAUUACAAACUCUGUUCCACUUUGAACUGUCACCAUGAGGUUACAGCCCAGUGCAUAUGUGAACUGAUAAUCAGAGUCUUUGGCACAUAGCAGCCACAGGGCAGAACACGAUAUCUUAAAAACCUAGCUGUUGUUUGUGUUUGGACUAGAACAACACAUCACAACAAACUGUCUUCUUUUUUAUCAUAUCUAUAAUUAUC